UAUUGUUGGUACUAAUCACCUAGUUGCCUAGCCCGCAUGUAGUACAUUGGUACAAUGUAGCAAGCACACUUCAAGUUCUUUUCAGUAAAAUUUGUCAGACAUUGUCAGUAUUUAAAGGACCACCAUUUUAUAAGAUACGGUAUUAAAGAUGAUGGCGGCAGCAGAAGAAAAGGGAUUUUUACAAUAUACGGGACCAAGGGAUGAUAUUACAUAUCCUGUACAGGUUGUUUAUUGUGGAGAAUGUACGAUGCCAAUAGAGUAUUGUGAAUAUUAUCCUAAUUAUGAGAAAUGUAAGGAAUGGUUGGAAAGAAAUCUCCCAAAUGAAUUUGAAAAAUUAACUGCAGGAGAGGCUGAAGGUAAAGAUGACAGUGAUGAUAAAAAGAAACGACAGACACGGGGUGGAAAGGGCAUGUUAAAAGCCAAGAAAAAAGCUGAACCCAAGGGGAUUAAAAUGUGGACACAAUCACGGGGAAAAAAGAAAAAAAUCACAACAUUAGUUGGUUUAGCUGAUUACGAUAUUGAUUUAAAAGUAGCUAGUAAAUUUUUUGCCAACAAGUUUUCAUGUGGUGCUUCUGCCAAUGAUAUUGGUGAAAUCGUCAUCCAGGGAGAUGUUAAAGAUGAUCUAUUUGAUAUUUUACCAGAAAAAUGGCCACAGAUUGAUGAAGAAUGCAUUGAUGAUUUAGGAGAAAAGAAAUAAAAUAUUUAAUUUAUUUAACUU
Patella vulgata (common limpet) is the source of this 718-nucleotide messenger RNA. Its product is annotated as density-regulated protein homolog. Gene Ontology annotation, biological process: formation of translation preinitiation complex; translation reinitiation. Gene Ontology annotation, molecular function: translation initiation factor activity; mRNA binding. NCBI's taxonomy places the organism in Eukaryota, Metazoa, Mollusca, Gastropoda, Patellidae. Bases 149 to 697 code for a protein of 182 amino acids. The transcript is spliced from 7 exons. The record is from RefSeq and is a predicted model, not a curated record.